Messenger RNA from Fimicolochytrium jonesii, 1803 nucleotides. RefSeq names its product beta-lactamase/transpeptidase-like protein. Lineage: Eukaryota; Fungi; Chytridiomycota; Chytridiomycetes; Spizellomycetales; Powellomycetaceae. The transcript has a single exon. The coding region runs from base 256 to 1710 and encodes 484 amino acids. The record is from RefSeq and is a predicted model, not a curated record.
UGCAACUUUUCCCUCUCCGUCCACUCUCCGUCCGUCCGCCAAGUGGUGCUGGCAGCUUCCACGAUGGGACUCGCCCACUGCCACUGGGCCGCGGACGGGCCGCAGGCAAGCAGUCGCAGUGAGGGAGGAGGAGAAGCUGCAGGUCGGGGUGUACUGUACUCAAAUAGCGGCUGGUUCUGAAGGUUGCCCAUCGUAACUCAUUCCAAACUCCCAACGUCGACGAACUUAUCCGCAUCCUCUCCGAUUCCCGCAAAGAUGGAAAGUUCACCCCUCACCGCGACGCUCGACGACCUGUGUCGUGCUUGGGCGGACGUUCACAAGUUUCAGGGCUCGGUCAUCGUAACUCGCCGCGACCCCGCCAACCCUUCUGCGAAAACCGAAAUCCUCCUAGCUCGGGGAUACGGCUUCGCCAAUCGGGAAUUCGACGUCCCCAACACGCCCGAUUGCAAGUACAGAAUCGCUUCUAACUCGAAGCAGUUUACGUGUGUCGUUGCUCUGCGCCUUAUUGAAGACGGACGGUUGGAAAUCGAUGGAACCGUCGACGAGUAUCUGAACAAGAACGAGGAAGACCCAUACUUCCCCAGGGAAGCGGCUGCCAAGAUCACCCUGCAGCACCUCAUGAACCAAUCCACCGGUCUCACCGAUUACGUGAAUCUGGACGAUUACGAAGACACCAAGCACCUACCCACCAAGAACGGGCAGAGGGACAUUAUAGAUCGUAUCAAAAACAUACCGCUUCGAUUCGAGCCAGGUGCCAGCUUCGAGUUCUGCGACUCCAACUUCGUCGUCCUGACCCACAUUUUGGAGACGGUGACCGGGCUGGACAUAUCGGAGCUCAUGGACGUAUUCUGCUUCAAGCCGGCCGGCCUGACAUCGACUUUGUUAGAGGAGGAUUUCGCGUCAGUAAAAGGCCUGGCUACGGGCUACAAUUUCGACCGAAGGAUAGGCCGAUCGUACGGAAAGACUGCGCAAUGGCGCAAAUGCGAAUACGUACUAUCCAUGGACACUGCGCGGGGCGCCGGAGGCCUCGUCUCAACCGUGUGGGACAUGGAGAAAUGGGCAAGAGCGGUCAUCUUCGCCCCAAAAGGCCAGUCACCGGUACUGUCUGAGCAGUCGCGAGACCUCUUGUUUCAGGACCCAAGCCAGCUCCUCGAGUAUGGGCCCGAGGCCUACUACGGCUGCGGUCUGCGCCGUGACUCCAGCCCUUGGGGCCUGUUCAUCAACACCGACGGGGCCACAGAGGGGUUCUACUCUAGCCACCGCGCGUACCUCGACUCUGGCAUCUACUUGAUGAUUCUCGCAAACACCGAGAUGAGCAACAUCAAAACCUUUGCCUGGACAUUGAGUCGCGUGGCGCAUGGCGAAACGCUUCCCGAGGACGGCUUCCCGAAAUCCCUGAAAGGCAUCCCGGCCACGGAAGCCGACCUACAAAAGUUCGCCGGAGUUUACGGUGAAGGAGGCACACUCACACUUGAAGUAGAAGGCACGUCCUUGCUCUACAAAAGGCACCAGAUUCCCGGCACAAACUUCUCGGAACACUCGUCCUUCCAGACGAGGAUGUAUAUGAUCAGGGAGUUGAAGCCGCUGGAUUUGAAAAAGGGGACGUUCUUUGCGGUGGAGAAUAAUUUCGAGUAUCAUUUUACGGUUACGGAUCAGGGCGUGGAAAACGUUUCCUUACGUGUAGGAAAUCGCCCAGUCACUAUAUCAUAGCCUUUAUCUUUAUACCCCGUAUACAGCAUAAACGCCUUGACUUCCUCGUAGAUUCGAACAUUCAGCGUCACGGACAAUAGAUUUUGCAUUCAG